AUGUCCGAUGUCAGGGGUUAUGGCCACAAGUUUCCAGAGGCCUAUACGACUUGGGAUGCUGAAGUCCGCGGUUCAACAUCCCACCAGCGGAUAAUCCAAUACGACUUUGGGGGUCUUCAUUGCAUUGUUCGUCAUGAGGGUGAUGGCUACCUCAAACACAAGCAAGGGCCGUCUAUGAACGUUUCUGGUCACACCUUUGCUGAACAAGCUUCGGUCGACGGCCUAAUUGAAGAACUCAAAGUCAAGGAGAUGGCACCAAAGAGUCCGCAGAGCUCGCAUCAGCAAGUACAAAUGAAGAGUGGCGGGUUCGAGGUGCCCCAAUCUGCUGUUUUCGAUCUGAAGACUAGGUCAGUCAAGCGCAAAGGCACUGAUUUUCUUGGCGAGGAACUUCCACGGCUAUGGGUUGCCCAAAUUCCUAAUUUCAUCCUGGCAUACCACGAUAGAGGUACAUUCAAGGAUAUUGAGGUCAUGGAUGUAACUCAGCAGGUUAAAGCCUGGGAGACAUCGAAGAACCAAGAGCUCUCUCGACUAGCAGCGCUCCUGUCUCACAUCGUUCGCCUUGCUCGUGCGCGGAGGAAUGACAGGCUUGAGAUCAGCCGCCAGCAGCUAAACAAGCUCGAGAUUCGGAUUCAGUGCUCUGGACUGUCUCCGGCGUUCUCUAGUGAAGUCAAUGAAGAAUGGGCAAUGUGGCUAGCUGGGGAUACUACACGGGAUGGCUUGAGUACGGACGACGAGAAUGGACUCCAGUGGAGCGAUGGCGACGUGUGCUACGAUGAUUUAAAGACCCGUGGAAGCCAGUGGUGUCUCCUUCUGCCGGAAGAAUCUAACCAUUAG
This is a messenger RNA of Colletotrichum fioriniae, 834 nucleotides long. Lineage: Eukaryota; Fungi; Ascomycota; Sordariomycetes; Glomerellales; Glomerellaceae. The record is from RefSeq and is a predicted model, not a curated record.